This is a messenger RNA of Acomys russatus (golden spiny mouse), 2769 nucleotides long. It is a transcript of the gene Pla2g4c, whose product is annotated as phospholipase A2 group IVC. The record is from RefSeq and is a predicted model, not a curated record. The coding region runs from base 1 to 2673 and encodes 890 amino acids. The transcript has 17 exons. Lineage: Eukaryota; Metazoa; Chordata; Mammalia; Rodentia; Muridae. Gene Ontology annotation, biological process: glycerophospholipid catabolic process. Gene Ontology annotation, cellular component: nuclear envelope; cytosol; nucleoplasm. Gene Ontology annotation, molecular function: calcium-dependent phospholipid binding; calcium ion binding.
AUGUUAAGACAUUUAUCAGAUGAUCACUGCAAAGCAAAGGCUGGACUGGUGCACCAAUCUGCCUUAAGGAAUAGUCACCUAGGUUCAUUUCUACAGAAAUCACCUCAGAACUCCAUCGACCCACCUCGAGGCGAGACGGAACUGCCGCAGGAAAAAAGCAACAUUGAAAGUAAAAUGGCAGACGCUGGGAAGAUGCACCCUGAAGAGUCUCCCAAAUCACAACCAUCCAAUACACAUAAGUGGUCUCUGAGCUAUCCAACUUCCGGUUCCUGGCUAUCCAGGCGGUGUUGGGCACUGUCUCCCUCUUGUGGCUUGGGCUUGCUGAUAGUUCUUUGGAGGACAUCACUCUGGGUAAUUUCUGGGUUUUCUUUUUUCAUUGUAAAACUCCUGAAGUUUCCUGUUUUUCCCUUUGUCCUGGGAAGCUCGGGGCCUUAUUUUGCCACUGGACUGCAGGAAGAAGAAAAGGCAGCAGUGCACAAACGUAGCCCUAAGGUGUUGGAGGCUCUGCAAAAGCUGAACAUCCAGGCCGACCAGGCACCAGUCAUUGCUGUCCUAGGCUCUGGCGGGGGGCUGCGGGCCCACAUCGCUUGUCUUGGGGUGCUGAGUGAGUUGAAAGAACUUGGCCUGUUGGAUGCCGUCACGUACCUCGCGGGCGUCUCAGGGUCCACUUGGGCAUUGUCCUCUUUCUUCGCCAACAAUGGAAAUAUGGAAAGCAUGGAAAAGGAGCUGGAAGAGCGAUAUGAGAAGAAUAGUUGGCACUUUAAAGAGAGCCUAACGAAAGCCAUCCAGGCGGCAAGGAGGGAGAAUUACUCCCUGACUGACUUUUGGGCCUAUUUGAUUGUUUCCAGGCAAAUGAGAGAACUUCAGGACUCCAAUUUGUCCAGCAUAAAGGAGCAAGUAGAAGAAGGAGUGAUGCCUUAUCCCAUCUUUGCAGCCAUUGAUGAUGAUCUUCAGCCUGAGUGGAGGAAGAGAAAAACUCAGAAGUCCUGGUUUGAAUUCACCCCUCAUCAUGCUGGCUACCCUGCACUUGGGGCUUACAUCCCCAUCACACAGUUUGGAAGCAGAUUUGAGAAUGGAAAAGUGGUUCGACAAGAGCCUGAGAGAGACUUGACUUUCCUGAGAGGCUUAUGGGGAAGUGCUAUAGCUGAUAUAGAAGAGGUUAAAAAAUUUAUUUGGGACAUGUUAAUGGAUCUGAUAGCAAAAUUGAAGCAGAAUUUUCAGCCCAUGGCAGCAGGGGCUGGACCAUCGACGUAUAUAGAAACACCAGGGAAGAAGGUGGAUCAAGAGCUCUUGGAUUUAGCGAUAGCUUAUGUCAAGGAUCAUGAUGACCCCAGCAUCAAGGAUAAACUCUGGGCUCUGCAACAGACUCUGAGCGCCGAGGAAGACGAGUUUGGCCAACAGAAGCACAGCUGGAUUGCCGAGAUAGGCCAGAAUUGGAAUGAGAUCUCCCCCGAGGAGAAAGAGCAGUUUCUGGAAUAUCUGUUCUACUGCUUCAUGAGGACACCAGAGCCCGAUGAAGAUGAAAUGUACAGCUCGAAGAGCUGGAUUGUGGGUUUACUCCAGGACGUUUUUACUUUUCUGAGUAAAACUGGAAUUUGCUUUUGGAGGUGGGAGUGGGGAACUGUUUACAACUUCCUCUAUAAACCCGGUAACAUCACAGAUGAGACCAUGCAUAGCCGGGAGUUUCUCCAUCUGGUGGAUGCUGGUUAUGCCAUCAACACUCCCUACCCACUUGUUCUGCCUCCCGUGCGUGAAGUUCACCUCAUCCUCUCGUUUGACUUCAGUUCUGGGGACCCAUUGGAGACCAUCAGGGCUGCAGCAGACUACUGCCAAUGCCAUGCGAUCCCCUUCCCUGACGUGAGGGAGGAUCAGCUGAAAGAAUGGGCCCAAGCCCCAGCGAGCUGCUAUGUCCUCAGAGGAGAAACAGGGCCUGUUGUCAUGCACUUUACUCUGUUCAACAAAGACAACUGUGGAGAUAACAUUGAGACAUGGAGACAAAAAUAUGACACAAUGAAACUAUCUGACACCUACACACCAGACUUGGUGAAGGAUUUGCUAAAGAUGUCUAGAGAGAAUGUCCGGAAAAACAGAGACAAUAUCCUUAAUGAGAUGUGGAGAGUGGCAGGAAAACCUGGGAACUUCCCAAGGGUGUAUAUGGAAGACAGCUCAGGUGACACAGUGCAGGAUGUCCAAGGCUCUCGGACUGUGGAGAUCAAGAUAUCUAACAACACAGACAUAACAUUCAAGAAUCCCUUGUACUACUUGCAGAGUGGGAAUGUAUUAGUGGACCCACCACCUGUGCUCUCUCCAGAGUCCACCAUCAUCUGUUCUUUUGAGAGGAAGAGCUGCAGCUUCCAGGGCACUGUGGGCCUACUGGUCUACCAGGGCCCAAGUGUCCACCUGGCCUUGAUGUUCUCUGUUCCCUUCAACUAUGCCCUUCACAGAAUUGAGUUUGCCAUAGCCAUUAUAACUGAGCCAGUCUCCAGGGACCUGGAGAGUGUCUUUGACAGCAUUCAGGGCAAUGGGUCUCCAGAGAUAAAGGUGGCAAAGCAUGUCCUUCAGAUCCCCCAGGGGACCCUGAAGAUAGAACACGACUCCUUGAUCAUCACAGCCAUCAUGUCCAACAUCCAUGUGACUAAAAUGGAUAUAAUGGUUGAGACCAAAACCUCUUAAAAUUUUCUCUCAUCCUUCUAUAGCUGCCCAUUUUAUACUCCCUGUCAGACUGGUUGGCUCUGUAAAAAGAAGAGACCUUAGCUUAAAUAAUGGCCU